Messenger RNA from Notothenia coriiceps (black rockcod), 326 nucleotides. Its product is annotated as kinesin-like protein KIF2A. The record is from RefSeq and is a predicted model, not a curated record. The annotation marks the transcript as partial. NCBI's taxonomy places the organism in Eukaryota, Metazoa, Chordata, Actinopteri, Perciformes, Nototheniidae. The transcript has 4 exons.
GUAUACACCAGUCGAUGGUGACCUCACUGAAUGAGGACAAUGAGAGCGUCACAGUGGAGUGGAUAGAAAAUGGAGACACUAAAGGGAAAGAGAUCGACUUGGAGAGUGUAUUUGCACUUAACCCAGAUGUGGCUCCAGAUGAGGAAAUUGCCCAAAGUCCAGAGACUCCACCCCCCCCUACACCCACAAGUGUGAAGGUCAAUAAAAUCGCAAAGAACCGUCGGACGAUAGCGCCCAUAAAGAAUGACACUCCGUCCCGGGAUAAUCGAGUGAUUCCGACGCGGGCCAGACAACCCCCGCCUCCACAACCAGAGCCGGCCCCCCCU